Molecule: messenger RNA, 1434 nt
Organism: Effrenium voratum
Lineage: Eukaryota; Dinophyceae; Suessiales; Symbiodiniaceae
Source: the annotation of a GenBank genome assembly
AUGGGAAAGAAAAUCGUCGGCCUGUACUGCAUGAUGUGCGUGCUCUCCUUUGUCCUCAUCAGCAUAUCAUGCUUUAACAAGUGGCAUCAAGUGACCUUUAAGACCUUGGGCUUCAAGACGGUGAUGCGCAUGGAGACCUCCUUGACGGCGGUCACCAUUCCGGCCAGCUCCAAGAUCUUCUGUGGCAUCUUCAAGAGCAAGCAGCCCAAGCGAUGCGCCGACAUGCAAGAUGGCAUUUCCCUACAGGAGGCGGCGUCUGACUGGUGCGCGCCCAUGGUUUUCACCAUCUACCCCUCGCCCUGCAUCGCCUUCAACCGAGCCUACAUCUUGGGGAUGAUUGUCAUCCUCACGUACGGCUUGAACGUGAUCUUUCUGUGCUCAUGCGCUUUCCUCCUGUACUACUACUUGGACAGUAAGUCGCACAAAGGGGAAUACCGCGCCUGGGCCGGGAUUCUGCACGGCGUCGCCACCGGGCUUCUGAUUGCGGCGGUGGUUUGCUACAGCCUUUUUGCCAUGACUGCCUUGGAUGCAAUCGGCGGUAGCGGCAUCCCGGGAAUUAUGGAGGCCAGCGAGUCGGUGGGCAUCAGCCCGGGCUACUUCCUGGUCUGGGUGGGCAUCCUCAUCCAGCUAGUGGCCCUGGGCUUUCAUACUUGCAUGAGGCUCAACAGCGAAGAGACCGAAGAUCAACGCAUCUACAAGGACAUGCUCAAGGAGCAGCAGGUCUAUGGUGCCAUGGAGGCCCAAGCCGGCUUGAUGGAGCAGGCCAGCUACACUCAAAGCUAUGUUGCAGAUGCCGGCAUGCAGUAUAGCUAUGCCGGGGAUGCUGGCGCCCAGUACGGCUAUGGGGAUGCCGGCGCGCAGUAUGGCUAUGCAGCAGGAGCUCCGCAGCCGCAGCCGGUGGGCAUGCCCCAGGCCCCAGUGAUGCCGGACAUGCCGGCGGCGCCCAGUUUGCAGGAGAGCCUUCAGCCUUUGACCCCUGGUGACGUGGGCGCCUUUGGCCCGGCCAGGGGCGCGACGCUUUUCCAGCACUUCUUGGGGGUUGAGGAGGGCCAUGCGGACAAUGCUGCCGCGCCGCACUCCUUGCAGCUUCUCGGAGUUUCUCUGGGGCGGUCCGCGAAGGCUAUGAGCUCGGAGGGCACCGUGAUGAUCUUCACCCUCCUCGGGCUUCCCUUGCUGCUGACGAUCCUGGCCUUCUUCGUGAUGGGCCGCCUGUCAGAGGAGAAGCCGCGGCCAAGACCGACGCCGGCACCGCCGCGCAGCGUGCCGCCCUCGGCCCUGCCCAGUCGGCCGAACACAUCCCUGCGACCGGGAACCAGCUACGGCGCAGGCUUUCCCGUGGAGUCGGCGCCGCCCACGCUUCCAGUGCUGGCCAGCCUCUCCCGCAACACGCCGGGCGCUCGGCGCGGGCUCCUUGGUGCCGGCUCUUCGGCUUGA